GACGUGAAGACCGGAGUUUGGAUGGUUGUCAAAAGCUACUCAUCGUCUCCAUCGUCUCUCAAUGAAAUUACCGCAUACAUGUAAUUUGUAGCUACAAAUUUGUAGAAGACUUUCGUCAAAGCAGCACUGUUUAUGUUUGAUUGUUGUACACUGAAGGUUUGUUUCAAAAUUCACAAUCAAUCUUCGAGGGGAAUUCAGGGCCAAAUUCCAUUUUAUAUCCGGGAUCUUAUAUCCACACCCCCCGGCCAUUAGGCCAUAGACCUUUCCUUAAAAUUAAUUUCUGGGGGGUAAAACGUAUCGGUGCGUUUGAUCUUUUUUUAUUCUCUUGGGUGUGAGUUAACGAUUACUAAAUUUCUGAGGGGUUUAUAAUAUGACAGCACCUUUUUGAUGUUUAUUUUUCUAAGGGGUGUGGAUGUAAAAUGCCCUCACUCGCUUGAAUUGAGAAAUUUCGGUCCUUAUAGACUGUCGUUUAGGAAGAGGUUUUCAAAGAGCCAAUAUAAUCAUCUUAUUAGGGUCUGUAUUUAACUUUAGACUUUUUUAUUUUUGUGAGGAAUUAUGGAAGAAACAAAGAAUAAAAGGGAAGAAAAGAAAAAGGUGACAAGAGAAGGGAAUUGUCACAUUGGUUUGCUUUCAACAAAAGAAUUAGAAUGACACAAAAAGCAAGAAGAAAAAUAAAAAAACAGAUUCCAGGAUUAUCAAGAUUACAGGUCCCUAGUUAGGGGUUAUAUUGGCGUAAAAUACCGUAUGGAGCUCUGAUCUUAUACGCGGUUUCUCCUGAUUUGUGAUCCGAAACCAAACCAAAACCUGCGUUCAUGACGUAAUCGCACACAGAACUAAACAUCGGUGAAUACCAAUUCAUGUCAACUGCUUGGUCGUGCUUGAAAAUUACCCUUCAAUGCAACGCUGGUUUAUCUGAUCAGCAAGACAAGUCAAUCAAGAGGCCAAGAGUUUUUUGUUGCCUCCCAUUUUGGAAUCUACGGGAGUGAAGCGAUUGUUGGUGAGGGUCCACCAUGAAGACAUGCGAACAGGUCUCUYCCAUUCAGUACGUUUACUUGGAGUGACCUUCCUCCUUAGCCUACUAAUACAAUCGCAGCACGCCUACGUCCAUGGAAACUACGCGCCAAAAGUAGGCGCGCACUUCUGUCGAGAAAAUGGCCGACAAUUGACAUUUACAUCUGUAACCAACUUUGCUUCARUGAAGCCUCCAAGCUAUGGCUACAGAGCAUUGCUAUCCAGUACAAARAACAUAGAACUUUGUCUCGGCUUGUGUUGUGAYUCAUCUUGGUGUAAACACGCGAAUUUGGGCCGUGGAAAGUGCUAUGGGUUAUCGUGCUACGGRGAUGAAUGCCGAGGGAUUUUUCAAAUUCCUUCACGUUCUCAUGGAAUUGGAAGAAGACGAAACAAGAAGAAAUCGCCGUCCCUUCGCCAAACUGAUGUCUUCAACCCUUGGCGAAAUGGCGCCGAUAGCAAUUGUCUAAGAACWGCCAUCAUAUUCAACGUGACCUUAGGCUCAGGGACACAAGCUGGUAAGCUAACGGACCAUGGAGUCGUUAAAACUAUGGCAGACUGCCAGGCAAAAUGCUGCGCCAUGCCGCGAUGCGAUGUGUCGUUUAUGGUGGGCAGACGUUGRAUAUCAGUUGUGUGUCACAGCGAAGAUAGCUGUCAGUGGAUACCAGUYUUUGACAGCAAGUAUAGGCUACAGCUGUCGUAUGUUACUAGUCCUCACAGYAUCAGACAACAGGCUCAACAAGAAGUGGGGACCUCGACUGUAUCUGCCCAAAAGAAGCCACAGUCACCAAAMCACAAGCUUCCAAAGAACCCAUCGCAAGAAAAAGUGGCAUAUCAAAAMAUACACUCUCAUGCCAACAUUCAGGCUUUAAAGAAAAGUCACAAAUUUACAUAUGGAAAGGUUAUUAGAAAGAAUUUUGCCAGGAAAGGUUUGGAAGUUCUUCAAAACACACCCAGAAAUAAUAAUGUUGUCAAGAGGGUAAAUGUGUCCAGGUCAAAUGGACGUAAGAAAAACACMAAGAAAACUAACAUCAAAAGUCAAAAAGGUGCAAGCAAUAGAUCUCACCAAAAGAUCAAGGCAKCAAGUCARCCAAAGUCAUUGAAGACUUCUUAUYUCAUGCACCUCUUAAACAGGAAGGRCCCUCGACCUUCAUCUGUGUCAYCUAAAUCUGUUUCUAGAGCAGGUGGCUUUCGCAAGUACACWYUCAAGGCUACCAAAKAGAGUAGUGUUGCAAGUAGACAUUCCACACUCAAAAGUGUACAGGCAUUGAGUGCUCGUAUACCCAACCGUUUAGCGAAGGUAUUUCAACACGAGAAAACUAAAACAAUACCUUCUUCAAAAGACCAAUCAAUAAGAAAACCAUCACGAACUUCACCCAAACAUAAGUCUUCCAACUUUAGAAUGCUAAAAUCAUCAAAYAUUUCCAAGAAAACACCAAGCUCUACAUUAAAGAAAUCACCAAAAAACACCAUCCACCAAAACSUAUUCACUGCUCACACGGCGCCAUACACGAAGAGCGUUCCGUCGACGACAUCCUGUCAGAUAACUAGCYUGCUCAAUGACUAUUCUCUGCGCUAUGCCGCGAAAGCAGGUCGCUUUUCAUUCGUCGGUCAAUUCACGAAGAUAGAGGACUGUGCAAACCUAUGUUGUAGGGACUUGCAUUGUAAUCUUGCRAUGCUAGUAAAUCAUAAUUGCUURAAAGUGCAAUGCUUUGGGAUAUUUUGCCAAACGAUUCCCAUCAAACGUCUUGGGUUCCACUCGAAGUUAGCCUUCGUUMCCAGGUCCUCAGGUCUAUCUUCACACAAGUUCCCGUCUCCUCGAACAUCAUAUCUUCCCACGGGACCGGUCUCUUACUAUGUUACGCUAAAUGGACGUGAGAGACCUCCCGGAAUUGUUCAAGGAAGAUAUGGAAGUCGGGGUGGGGUAUCCCAAAGGAAGAUAGAUAUAAGAACAACUGUAAAACCAAGCUUUUCUACAGUUGUUGAAUCUAAGAGGAAGUCGUUACUGCACCCUACUUUCAAAGUAACUUCGUCACCAAGACAUAUCACUGUCGUGGAACRGGGUAUGAAAUCUAAAGYGCACCAUAUAUCAAACACGCAUUCUUUGCUCAGUCAUAAUGCAAAGAAAACCAAGACAUCAAAGCAAGUACAAAAGACUAAAUCCAGURCAUCAAAAUCUUCAUUAUCAGGUCUCCAUCAUCAAAGUGUUAAAUUCAAAACCUCAGCACAAAUGCAGAAGCAACGAUCCGGUUCACCGAAAUUGUCUUCAUCAWUGCAACAUGAAGCAAAGAAUUUYAAGACUUCUGCUCAUGUUAAAAAGCCUAAAUCCAGUCCGUCGAUAAAACCAAUUUCAUCUUCUCAUCGUGAAGCAAAGAAACCUCUUAGGGCAUCARCACYAGRCCAAAAGCUCAAGCCCAGUCCAGUCCAKGCUUCAAGCAGUUCAACGCAAGCUGCAGUAAUUCAUGCAAUUAUAAAUCACAUUUCCGAAAGAAUAUCAAAGAUGCAUAAGGAGAGCAAUAUACAACCUCACCCCACCUCGCAUAAAAGCACCAAAGUGCAACCUCAUUCACUGACAAAUAAAGUUAGCGCAAAUUCACGAAAUGCAAUAUUAAAGGAACUCAAACAGAUAAAUAUUCAUCCAAAGRUACACAGCAGUGAAACUUUUUCAAAUCCUAUUGCGGGAGGAAUGMCGAGCUUAAAAGAUCGAUUUGAAAAUCUCGACACACUUUUGAGCUUGUCUAUGAUUCACAAGAAGCACGCUAUAGAAGUAGCUAAAUAUUUAUUCCGCAUUGGCAAAAUGACAUCAAACACAGGAUUGAGAAUGGUGCUUGCACAGCAAAAGAACCUUGCUAAGUCAAAGAAUAAAGCCGACAUCGAACGCUCUAAAAGCUCCAUAAUGGUAGGCCGUCGAGUCAUGAAUAUUGGAAUGCAGGUUCUCAACCGCGCGAUUACCUUGGUGAAGUCAGCGGUAGAGGACAGCAAAGAUAUURCCAAAACCGUACAUCCAAACCAUCCAACGGCUAAACCAAUCAAUCGAUUUCUUCCCAAAGAUUUCAGACUUGUAGUGCCAGUAGUUAAGAUGGUGUCURUGUGUAGCCACAGCCCRAUCCAUAAAGGCCUCACCUUGCGCGGUGGGUUCCAUUCAGGAAAGUUCUAUGCUCAAGGCAAAGUAAAAAACAUGCAAACUUGUAURAAACUUUGCUGUGCGCGUGAAAACUGUGACUUGGCGUUCAUGGUGAAGUCGUUUUGCUACUCAGUGUCWUGCUACAAGCACGAYAUGUGUAAAAGUGUCAAUGCUUACCACGUGACCAAGUAUCAUCCACAAGUUGCAUAUGUAUUCAAAGGUAAAAAGGCCAAAGAAAAUGCUGACUUGGAACUAAAAACAACAACUUCUAAACCACACAAGAGCACUUCACAUUCAAAUGUUGCGAGAAUUACCACAAACCCGACUAAAACGUCCAGUUCAUAUUCAAAGUACAUUAAAAAGUUAGUAAUGAAAGUGUCUGAAGAUAAAAUCGCUCCCUCCACAGUCUCAACGCCCGCGCCGACUGAUCAUGCACCAAACGAGCAUUCGUCUACUAAGUCAAUAUCAGAAAGUCACGGAGAUUUCUGUCCUCAAUCCCAUCUUGUGCACAAUGUUGGGAUUUUAUACGGCCUUAAGGCAGGCAAUUAUACCUAUUUUGGUGAAACAAGUGGCAUGGAAAUGUGCAUCAAAAAUUGCUGCUCUCAGAUUAGAUGUGACAUUGCUUUAAUGCUCGAUAGCUUUUGCUACGGUAUUGAAUGUUCUUCGGCUCAAACUUGUCGAAUAACAACCAUUCACAACAGCAAAUACCAAUCAAAGGCGGUUUAUAUACCCCGUCGAUUCAAUAAAGAUAAGAGUUCCGAGUUGCAAAGGCAAGUUGAACAAACGAGAAAAGAAAAACUGGACAUUGAAAAUACUGUYAAUUUUAUUGAAAAUGCUCUCAACCUGAAUCAGUCAACAACUCAUGGACUUUCUAACGUCGAUAAACUGCUUGAACAAAAAGUGAUGCUUCUUGUUAAUCACAAUGGUCAUCAUGAAAGUACGUUAGUGCGAAAAGGAAACAUUGUCAUUGACAAGAAGACGGAGCCAUUGAAAAAGAAGGAAGUAGUAGUCACCAAACAAGGAGCAAUAAUAGAGCAAGAAACUAAACCAAAAGAAAAGCAUGUCGGAAGAAAAUCGUAUAAUUUAAACCAUGAAAAAUCACCAAAAAUGGAACAUACGCCGACUAAAGCAAGACAUCCUAAUACAGUAACAUUGAAAAGCUARUCCCCAUAUCCUAGAAGGCGUACAUAUUUUCUCUGGAAUAAUACAUCUGCUCAUCCGUUUAAAACUGAGAAAAGAAUUUCUCACGUUGGGCCUACAAUGCCUCAUACAAAAGUGCCAUCAUUAAGCAUCCCUUCAAAAAUGUCUACUCCAAAGGCGCUGCGUUUCGCAACCACUGGAAGAACAUCCAAAGGUUCAACAGAAUCGACUCUCUCUGAGACAGCAACCUCGGAAACAGAGAUCGUUAAUGAAGAGGAACCUGAUACUGUUAUUAGAGAAGAGUGGUUUGAUACCUCGCAAGGACGAUCUGAACACCACAAAGAACACGARGAUGAUCGUGUGACGGUCAAYGUUACAUUCACUGAYAAUAAUCCGAAYACUACAAAUCGAAGCAUCAAGUCAUCAAGCAUUGGAGURYUUAACSCUAGCGAAGAGURUGGCGAGAGUGGAGACUACGAAACUAURGAUAACAAAUCAGACUGUCGUCCAGUGAAAACCUACCAAGACUUCACCUUAAGAGCUGGGUAUCARGCUGGAAAUUUUACUUUUGCUGGAAAUGUCACCUCAACAGCAGAAUGCCAGAGCCACUGCUGCGSUGAUGAUAACUGUGAUCUUGUGUUUAUUGUUAUGGGAAGAUGUUUCUUAGUUAAAUGCAAUAGCAAAAGUCUUUGCGAGCCUGUACGAGCAAGGCAUUCCAAUUAUAGACCUGUUUUAGUCUAUAUGCAGAAGRCUAAUGUUAAUCAGUCGAGAGGAAAAUCCGAGGAUGAUACAUUGGAAGAUAUUGAUUCCGCUAUGUCGGAGCUUUCUMGGAGUGGUGAAKCAGAUACGCCUCUCUCUACUUUACCCAAGAAACCUAUUGAGCUUGAAMCAAAGAAGCACCCUACUACAGACAAAYCCAUAAUAUAUAACAAUGAAACAACAUCGAAUGAUACUGAACAUUAUUCGAUAAACACUUCCAAUCGUACAGUCGAGCAAGAAAGUGCUCUUAAAGUCGCUAUUACACCAACUGUCUCGACAGUGGAGAAAGGAAGCUUACAAGUUGCCAUAAAACUUYAUAAUAAUAAUCCAACAGUCACAUCUAUGYAACAAGCCGAAAGAAAUUCAACACCAGGGAUAACACCUGAGAACAAUGCAAUUGUGUCUUUGAAAGUUCAUCUCGAUGCCAAGAAAACAGCCGUUGAAUACCCAAAGAACGAGAGUGUUUCAACAACAGCUAACCUCUCUGAAAAUAACCKAUCAAUCAAUGAAAGCAGCCCGAACGUUCCSCAACAUUAUGCUCAAGCAAAGCUACAACCACAGGAGAGUGAAAACAGGCURCAAGCAACAAUUACUUCGAAUCAWGUAGCUYUUUCUGGYCAGGAUAAACAAGGYURAAAMGURCAGUCYCUGCCUCAGAAUAUGACACAAACGGGCACUAUAAGUAAAAACCGUAAUUUGUCCAGCGUAGACGAGCAUGCACACAACAUUUCCUGCGAAUUUGACAAGCCACUWCACAAUCUYACAUUUCGAGGGGGUCAACAUGCAGGAKGUUUCACGCUACUUGAUGAAAASGCAAACAUUACAGUAUGUACCAAGCARUGCUGUCAAGACAGUGACUGUGACGUAGUUCUUCUCCUYGGAAGCUCAUGCUUUAUGGURAAAUGUAAAAAUCAAUGGUUAUGUGAYCCUGUGCCYGCGAGGAAUACAAAGUAUCGCCCAAUUACUGUYUARAAGAGAGGAAGAAGGGACGACCGAACUGAUAAUGAUGACAUUAUGUUGAGCACUUGGUCAUCUUCUCCAAGCCCCACGUCUACAAUACAGCCUCAACUUUUACYAACCAAAGUCCUGCCUACAGUAACACAAGAAAAACCAACUGUUGCACAAUCGUUUGAUGAAAGUGAAGAACUGUUUGUAAAUMCAACAAGUUCUUUGGCAGCUCCAAACAAGGUCAACCAUGUAACUGUGUCAAAAUCUGUUAAAUCAAACUUCAGUUCUUCAAAUGUGGAUGAAACUAAGGWUYUGCCUUCAUCAACUGAAUUACUGAAUAAGGCUUCAUCUUCUUCUGGAAAGGAAACAAUUGAAGUCAUUUUWAAAGACCAUYGGCCCAAACAGCCAAAARCCUUGUCUGAGCAUUUGGUAACUCAGGCGCCUUUGUKUUCACCAACUUCUACGGUUAAGGUUASAAUGGUUGGGAAWAACAAURUCACAUAUGCUAGACCAAAGCAUUUCAAUGCUCUUCCAACAUCAUCAACUGCAUCGRCAAUUGCGCCAUCAAGUGCAAAUAUGCAUGUGAAGGUUAAUCUUAAUAUCARCGAUGARGAUUAUAAACCCUUUAAAGCUCUUCCAACACGUUCAAUUUCCGAAACAAGAACAUCUAAAGAUGAAGUUCAGACUAGCCAAGGUGAAAAUGAUAUGUCCGAGAAUCCAGCGGUUGAGAUGCCUUCAUCCAUUGGUAAGAUGCAAGCAGAAAUUAAAGUCAUUCUUCAAGACAAUAAACAGAAAGAUACGACAGCUACACCUUCAGCAAAUUCAAYUACAGACACUUCAAAAGGCGCAAAUGAAUUUGAUCGAAGUGGUCAUGAUGAUUCUGAGCUUCAAGUUGGUGACCGAAUAUCUCCAUCGAGUGCCAAAACGAAUGUUCAAGACAGCAUUAAGGAAGAUAAACUCAAAUAUACUACGGCUGUGCCUACCCCGCUAGCAGUUCCAAGUAAUAGCUCUUCAAAUUACCAAACCAAAAGGGAUCAAAGGGACAAAGAUAUAUCCAUGCAUCCAACCUAUCCUAGUAGUAAGUUAUCUUCACAGAAAAAGGAGGAAGAAUCAAUAMACAGUCCAAACGCUAUUACUAAAGCCUAUGUUUCUAAAACGUCWGCUAACCACAGAAGUGGUAUCSCAAAUAAAACGUAUAUUGAGACAAUAUUACUUYAWGUACAGCCAGAGGUGACAACAACUCAAAGUACCAAACCUGCACACCUGGACAUCAAGAGCAAGUCGAAAAUAAAAACRWCAACUAGUGCACCUACWUUAAAGCCAACAUCACCGCCGGGCAUCAUUCAUAACGUGACUAAUAAACCGAUUGAGGUCAAGAUUUCAGUAGGUGAUUCAUCUKCUAUGAAGUCGGAUGAACAGAAYUUAAAAAGCAUGCACCUACAUUAA
Messenger RNA from Exaiptasia diaphana, 8425 nucleotides. RefSeq lists its product as uncharacterized. Bases 1019 to 8425 code for a protein of 2468 amino acids. Gene Ontology annotation, cellular component: plasma membrane; cytoplasmic vesicle. The transcript is spliced from 8 exons. Lineage: Eukaryota; Metazoa; Cnidaria; Anthozoa; Actiniaria; Aiptasiidae. The record is from RefSeq and is a predicted model, not a curated record.